Messenger RNA from Ornithorhynchus anatinus (platypus), 2187 nucleotides. Its product is annotated as dystonin-like. Gene Ontology annotation, molecular function: microtubule binding; structural molecule activity. The record is from RefSeq and is a predicted model, not a curated record. Gene Ontology annotation, biological process: cytoplasmic microtubule organization; wound healing; intermediate filament cytoskeleton organization. NCBI's taxonomy places the organism in Eukaryota, Metazoa, Chordata, Mammalia, Monotremata, Ornithorhynchidae. Gene Ontology annotation, cellular component: membrane; focal adhesion; intermediate filament.
AUGGGGAUUGGGGAACUGAAAAAAGAAGCUAAGAACAACAAAGGCUUAUUAGACACCCUCAAUGAAGUCAGCAGUGCCCUGUUGGAGCUGGUGCCCUGGAGGGCAAGGGAGGGCCUGGAUAAAAUGGUGACAGAGGACAAUGAGCGCUACAGAUUAGUGAGUGACACGCUCACUCAGAAGGUGGAGGAGAUUGAUGCUGCCAUACUGAGAUCGCAGCAGGAAGAAAGAUACUUUAUAAAAAAGGUGAAGAGAUUUCUGGCCACCUUAGGGUUUGAUCAAGCUGCUGAUGCUGAAUUAUCCUGGAUUGCAGAAACUGAAAAGAAACUCACGUCAUUGGGUGACAUUAGACUUGAGCAAGACCAGACGUCUGCUCAGCUGCAAGUUCAGAAGUCACCAGUAUUUUUUCGAUCACAGGCAUUUACCAUGGAGAUUUUGAAACACAAGGACAUUGUAGAUGAACUUGUCAAGUCUGGGGAUAAAAUUAUGAACACAUGCAGUGAAGAGGAGAAGCGGUCUAUGAAGGUAGUUCUAGUUAUUUUUGUGAUCAAAGAUGACUUUCAAUGUAUAUGUGAAAUCUCCCUCAGUUCUUACCCAAAGUUGAUGCUAAGUAAAUACUGCAAAGAUUACGUGGUUGACUUCUGCCCUCGAUACUUCAGUGGGAGUUGCGCAGUUGUUACAGGAGUGGAUCUAGUAUACGUGGGCUACAUCCAGUGGGAACUUGAAAUGACUUUUGAAUCAGACAUCAACCAUAAAAAGUAUCAUGGAACUCACUGCCACACUAGAAGUCUAUGUCCCAAUACCUGUGGUAUAUUCCCAUAUAAAAAAUUGGAUGAUCUACUGAAGAACUAUGAAACUAUCUGUCAAAUCAACUCCGAGAGGAAUCUUCAACUGGAACGGGCUCAGUCUCUGGUUAACCAGUUCUGGGAGACAUAUGAAGAACUUUGGCCAUGGUUGACAGAAACUCAAAGGAUCAUCUCCCAGCUUCCAGCUCCUGCUCUUGAAUAUGAAACUUUAAGACAACAACAAGAAGAUCAUCGGCAACUACGAGAGUUGAUUGCUGAACACAAGCCUCAUAUAGAUAAGAUGAACAAAACUGGGCCCCAGUUAUUGGAAUUGAGCCCAAGUGAAGGAUUUUUGAUCCAGGAGAAAUACGUGGCAGCUGACACCCUUUACAGUCAAAUUAAAGAAGAUGUCAAAAAACGAGCUGUGGCACUGGAUGAUGCAAUUUCUCAGUCUACUCAGUUCCAUGACAAAAUUGAUCAAACACUUGAGAGCUUGAACCGUAUAGUUGAACGUUUGCGGCAGCCACCGUCUAUAUCUGCUGAGGUUGAGAAGAUUAAGGAACAGAUUAGUGAAAAUAAGAAUGUGUUGGUAGAUCUGGAGAAACUCCAGCCUGUCCAUUGUGAGAGUUGCUUUGUGGCUUGCCUCAUUGAAGAUGAUUUUCCUUUCCAGCUGUCCAGGAUAAGCUUGAUCAAAUGGUUUUGGCCUGGGAAGACAUCCAGAAUUUGGCAGAGGAAAGAAGAGGCCAAACUAUUAGAUGUGAUGGAGCUUGCUGAAAAGUUCUGGUGCGAUCACAUGUCUUUGGUGGUCACAACGAAGGAUACUCAAGAUUUCAUCCGUGAAUUGGAGAGUCCUGGAGUUGACCCUUCUGUAGUAAAACAACAACAAGAAGCAGCAGAGCCAUUAGAGAGAAAUAGAUGGACUCCAGGAGAACUAGAUAUAGUUAUAAAUCUUGGUUCUGAGCUCAUCACGCCUGUGGAGAACCUGAUAAGCUAUUGUCAACAAGAGCAUAGAAUGAGAGUUCCAAUAUCUACUUUGCAGCUGAAUUCAGCUUGGGACUCCCUAAAUAAAACAUGGAAGGAAAGAAUUGACAAGCUUGAAGAAGCUAUGCAGGCUGCUGUUCAGUACCAGGAUGGACUGCAGGCAAUCUUUGACUGGGUGGAUAUCGCAGGAGGUAAACUGUCUGGGAUUAAUGUCCAACAAGGACUGAAUCUAGAGACUGUGAAACAGCAGAUUGAGGAACUAAAGCAAUUUAAGGCCGAAGGCCUAUCGUAGCAACAGAUUGAAAUGGAAAGACUGAACCAUCAAGCAGAAUUGUUGUUGAAGAAAGUUACUGAGGAGAGUGACAAGCACACUGUGCAAGAUCCUUUAAUGGAACUGAAACUGAUUUGGGACAGCCUGGAAUGA